Messenger RNA from Gaeumannomyces tritici R3-111a-1, 485 nucleotides. RefSeq lists its product as hypothetical. The record is from RefSeq and is a predicted model, not a curated record. The transcript has 3 exons. NCBI's taxonomy places the organism in Eukaryota, Fungi, Ascomycota, Sordariomycetes, Magnaporthales, Magnaporthaceae. The coding region runs from base 72 to 485 and encodes 137 amino acids.
UUUCGACAUGAUGCACCAGUUUGCAUUUGGCAGGGGUCAGAUGAUGCCGAGAUGCUUUGUAGAUCCCCUCCAUGUCAUGGAACGAGGGUUUUGUGGUUUUGUUUUGCCCGGAUAUCUCAACCGAUAUUUGCCCGUACCUUUCCUCUCAACUGAUAUUUGCCCAGCAAACCGGGCGCCACUUGCGAUGCAUGCGUCCCGCCAUGUCCUCCGCACGGGAGGCUUUCGUCUGCCACCGCCGAGCAAGCGUCGACUCUGAGAGCUGGGCCGUGCCACCACCGCCAGAGACCACCGCCAGAGACCACCGCCAGAGAGGGUCGUCGCGAUGCCACUUCACCCCUAGCCCGGCUGCAAGCUCCCCGCCCGCACGUCCAGUUGCGAGGUUUGGACCUUCAAGGCGCCAAGGCACCAUCGCCAUAGGCACCAUCGCCAUCAUCACCGUCGGGCUCAGCUACAGUGGUGAGCUGGCUUCGCCCAAGGCUCCGUAG